Molecule: messenger RNA, 237 nt
Organism: Symbiodinium natans
Lineage: Eukaryota; Dinophyceae; Suessiales; Symbiodiniaceae
Source: the annotation of a GenBank genome assembly
AUGCCCCCGGUGACCAUGCUCUUUGCCUCCACGGUGGCCUUCCUUGGGGCGGACGAGGCGAAGACGACACCCGCCUUCUGCGGGCUCAUCGCCUUUGCCCUCGCCGCUUUGUUGUUCCUGGUGCUCGACGAGCUGCUGGUGGAGGCUCACGAGAAGGAGGAGAGUGAGGGCUGGUCCGUCUCGGUUUUCCUGUACUGCGGGCUCCUGCUGAGCAUCGGCUGCGACGUUCUGCUGUGA